This is a messenger RNA of Diorhabda carinulata, 773 nucleotides long. RefSeq lists its product as uncharacterized. The coding region runs from base 105 to 731 and encodes 208 amino acids. The record is from RefSeq and is a predicted model, not a curated record. The transcript has 3 exons. Lineage: Eukaryota; Metazoa; Arthropoda; Insecta; Coleoptera; Chrysomelidae.
ACACGUACCUACGUAUUCGGUGUGAAUUAAAUCAAACCAUAGUCGCUAAUCAAAACGUAAUAUAAAAGACUAAUAGUGAAAUUUAAACGCGCAGUUUGUUCAAAAUGUUGAAAAUAACAUUAGCGAUAAUUUAUUUGAUCGGUUUUAUAGUCGCAGUGCCCUUACAACCUAAAGAAGACGAUUUUACGUUUCUACCUAAAACUGAUAAACCUGACUCUGUUGAAGCGUUAGAAAAUUCUCGAGAAACCGAUAAUUUAACUGGUAGCAAUAACUCUUCAGAUCUAUUCGUUGUAAAAACCAUCGUUUACGAAAUAGGAAUUUUAACGGACGCCGAAAACGAUACAAAUUUCGAUAAUAAAACUCACGAACAAAUAGACGUGUCAUUUUUCGAUCCGAAAUCCAACGAUACUUUCAUCGAUUUAUCCAAUAUUCCGGUACCGUAUCAAACGAACGUAAACGGAGUAUCUGUUACCGGAUUUAUUCCUGCUAAUUUCGGUAAUUUGGCCAAAAACAAAAACGGUACAGUCACAGUAGAAGGUUCAAACUUUCCUUUACUUCCCGAUAAACAAGUGAAAGUAAUACACAAUGUAAGUACUUCUAAUAAAAACGAAAGCGAAUACGUUUUAUCCGGAUUGUCGGAUAUAUUAGGAUUACCGGAUUGGUUAGGUAAAUCUAAGGAAAAAAAUGAAGAUGCUAGUCUAGAAAAUAAAAGUGAUACUAGUGAAAGUUGAUAAUAUGUAAAUAUUUUCAAAAUAUAUAUAUAUAAAAACUCA